This is a messenger RNA of Rasamsonia emersonii CBS 393.64, 690 nucleotides long. Its product is annotated as Peptidylprolyl isomerase. NCBI's taxonomy places the organism in Eukaryota, Fungi, Ascomycota, Eurotiomycetes, Eurotiales, Trichocomaceae. The coding region runs from base 1 to 690 and encodes 229 amino acids. The record is from RefSeq and is a predicted model, not a curated record. Gene Ontology annotation, molecular function: peptidyl-prolyl cis-trans isomerase activity. Gene Ontology annotation, biological process: protein peptidyl-prolyl isomerization; protein folding. The transcript has 4 exons.
AUGUUCUCCCGAGCCCUCAGAGCAACAAUAACCCCACCUUGCUUUCGUCCCAUCUCCUCCUCCUCUCAUCCUAUCUUCUUCUCUCGUCCCAUCCUCAAUUGCAAUCAGAACCCAGGCCUCCGUGCUUUUCAUCAAUCCUCCGCAGCCAUGGCUCCCAUCAAGGCUUACUUCGUCGUCCAGUACACCCCCAAGGGCGGUUCAGCUCCCAAGCAGGGUCGUAUCGACUUCGAACUCUUCAGCGAUGACGUCCCUAAGACUGCCAGGAACUUCGCGGAACUGUGCAAAGGCUUCAACUUCGGCACUCCCGAGAAGCCCCAAAUCCUAGGCUACAAGGGCUCGACUUUCCACCGUAUCAUCCCUGGCUUCAUGCUGCAGGGUGGUGAUUUCACCCGGGGUAACGGCACUGGUGGCAAGUCCAUCUACGGUGAGAAGUUCGCUGAUGAGAACUUCAAGCAUCGCCACGAGGGCCCUGGUAUCCUGUCCAUGGCCAACGCCGGCCCCAACACGAAUGGUUCCCAGUUCUUCAUCACCGUUGCCAAGACCAGCUGGCUCGAUGGCAAGCACGUCGUCUUUGGCAAGGUCACCCAGGGUAUGGACGUCGUCCGCGAGAUUGAACAGCUUGGCAGCCAGUCUGGUGCUGUUCCCGACAACAACCGCCCCACCAUCGUCGAUGCUGGUGCCGACAUCUAA